AUGGAAGCUCAAAGCAACAACUGGCUUAGGCAACCCAAACUCAUCGCGCGGCCAGAAGCUUGGACCAAUCACACGCAACCGCAAAACUUCCAGUUGCUGACGGCCAACAACGAGAUAUCAAAAACGCCAGAGCAGGCGAGUAAGGGGAUAGACAGCUCCGCCAACGACGGCUCGUCGGUAUAUACGAUGCUGAAGUCGACUUAUACCCCGGCCAACGCCCUACCGCCGGGAUGGACUGAACAUAAAGCUCCUUCAGGACAUCGCUACUACUAUAACGCCGAGACCAAACAAUCGACAUACAGACGGCCAGUUGAAGAAGUGCCUGUACAGAACAUUGCACCACAAGCUGCGUUCCCGUCGUAUCCAUCGCCCUUUCAGAACACCAUACACCAAGCGGCUCCGUUCCAUGCCGCACGAGGGUUUGACCCCAACUUCCAAGGGCAUCCCAGAAGUGGGAAGCCAUAUAGGGAGCGCCGUCAACCCGAAGACCGGCCAAAGUCGAAACAUGCCAUCCCAGGAUGCGAGCCGUGGGUUCUUGUGAAAACAAAACUGGGCCGGAGAUUUGUUCAUAACACCGAGACUAAUGAGAGUUUUUGGAAAUAUCCCGCCGACGUGAUAAAGGGCGUCGUAGAGUAUGAUCGGAUUGAGAGAGAGGCCCGGGAAAAACGUGAGCGAGGAGAAAUGGAGGAGGAGGAGAAGGAAGAUACGUCGUUAGUAGGAGGUGAGGUCGGGCCGUCAAAAGAGUCACAGUCCGCACCACCUGAAACCGACAAACCCGAGAGAAGGGACUCGGAUAGCGAAUAUGAGGAAGUAGAAGUGACAGAUGACGAAGAUGCAGCUGCCCCAAAGCGGCUCAAGGGCGAUGAGGAGGUUAACCAACAAGUCGAAUUUAAUGAGGACGAUAUCGAGUAUCAGCUCGCAGCCAUGGGUGGUGAUUAUGCGGCCGACACUGGUGAGUAUGAUGAGGCUGACGAAGGGGGUUGGGAAGAAGAUGCAGAGGAGGCGCCGCUCUCUGAAGAGGACACUGUUGCGUUGUUCCGGGACUUGCUUGACGAUUUUCAUAUAAGCCCAUAUACCCCCUGGGAUACCAUUAUCGAGGAAGGGAAGAUUAUUUUCGAUCCAAGGUAUACAAUAUUGCCGAACAUGAAAUCAAGGCGAGAGGUGUGGUCAAACUGGAGUCGGGACCGAAUCCAUGAACACCAGGAAAGGAAGAAAAAAGAAGAGCAAGCCGACCCCCGAAUCGGGUAUUUUGCUCUUCUGCAUGAGCGUGCUACCCCGAAACUGUACUGGCCCGAGUUUAGGCGCAAAUAUCGAAAGGAACCAGAAAUGAAAGAUGGUCGAAUGCCAGAAAAGGACAAGGAGAAACACUACCGAGAGCAUAUUGCGAGGUUGAAGCUACCAGAGAGUUCUCAAAAAUCCGAUCUCUCCAUGCUGCUAAAAUCAAUUCCUCUGUCAUUGCUACACAGGUCUACGCCUAUGGACGCUCUGCCGCCGAAAAUCCUAUCUGACAUUCGAUACAUAUCUCUACCCACGAAGACCCGGGAUGAGCUCAUCGAGUCUUAUAUCCAGACUCUUCCCCCGGCCCCUGAACAACCAGAUGUGCAGGAUGAAGAAAAAGAAGAGCGGCUAAAGAAAGAGCAGGAACGAAGGAAGCGAGAGAAGGCUUUACAUGACCGUGAGAUGAGGGUACAGGAGGAUAAACGGAAGCAACAGAGGGCCGUGUUACAGGGCAAGGAUAUCCUCCGCCAGGAAGACGCGGAACUCCAAAGGGCAAUGAAGGUGGGCAGAGAAGGGUUGAAAAGUUAUAUGGAGCAGGCAGAUGAGGCCUCGCUAGAAAAAUAG
Messenger RNA from Arthroderma uncinatum, 1842 nucleotides. RefSeq lists its product as uncharacterized. The record is from RefSeq and is a predicted model, not a curated record. Gene Ontology annotation, cellular component: nucleus. Lineage: Eukaryota; Fungi; Ascomycota; Eurotiomycetes; Onygenales; Arthrodermataceae. Gene Ontology annotation, molecular function: transcription coregulator activity; RNA polymerase binding. The coding region runs from base 1 to 1842 and encodes 613 amino acids. The transcript has 2 exons.